Molecule: messenger RNA, 1041 nt
Organism: Trametes versicolor FP-101664 SS1
Lineage: Eukaryota; Fungi; Basidiomycota; Agaricomycetes; Polyporales; Polyporaceae
Product: P-loop containing nucleoside triphosphate hydrolase protein
Exons: 6
Coding region: 1-1041 (346 amino acids)
Biological process (GO): double-strand break repair via homologous recombination; telomere maintenance; reciprocal meiotic recombination
Cellular component (GO): centrosome; Rad51B-Rad51C-Rad51D-XRCC2 complex; replication fork
Molecular function (GO): ATP binding; single-stranded DNA binding; four-way junction DNA binding
Source: RefSeq, a predicted model, not a curated record
AUGCGUCUCCAACAUUUCUCGCCGCCUAUACAAAACGAACUUGUACAAGCCUUGCAAGGCAUCGGCAUCAGGACAGACACAGACCUCCUGCUCUCUGAAGAUCCUACGAGGAUAUUCACGCGCCUACAGCAAGACCUCGGCAUCAGCCUCUUGGACUUCCGACGCGCUGUAGCGAAAGUCGCAGAACUGGCGUCUGCAACCCAUACGUAUGGGGAUAGAUUGUUAGAGCAAGAACUCAAACGACAAGAGGAUGAUGUCUUUGCAGAUGACAUGCGCGUCGGUGUCCCAACGCUCGACGCGUUACUGGGAGGGUUCAGUCCUCCCCGUGUCAUAGAGGUCUCUGGAGAUAAGGGAUCAGGAAAAACAGCGCUUGCGUUGCAGCUUGCGCUACGGCACCUAGCCCAAGUCAACGACUCGAGCGUCCUCUGGAUCGAUAGUAAUGGGGAGUUUUCGCCGGAAAGAGUGUCCACGAUGCUAGAAAAGAUGGACGGCGAAGUUUCGCUCACCAUUCUCGAACGGCUACAGGUCUCGCUAGCUUUCGACAUUGAGGCCGUGCACGAAGUACUAGAAACCCUGCGCCAAACCCUGUCUUCCCGAUCAAGCUACAGCGAACUGCCAACCACGCGCUGCAUCGUGAUUGACUCAAUCACACCGCUGCUAGGAUCUAUGCUGAGCGCGACGUCUUCUCAAGGACAUGCAAUUAUGACGACGUUCAUGCGCCAGCUUCGAGCAUUCGCAGACUCGUUCUUGCUCACCAUCUUGGUCAUCAACUCCUCGACAAAGAUCCUCCCGAGCAACCCAGAGACGGUGUUCGAGACGGCGCGAAAACCAGCGCUCGGCCCAUCUUUCACAUUCAUGGCCGAUGCAACGCUGUGGCUCUCUCAACGCCCCCCUGAAGAGCCUCAGGCCGACGACGACAGCACGAUGCACGUAGCAGAGGUACUCCGUUCGAGGAUAUCGGUGCGUCCGGUAAUUCGAUUCGGUGGAACGGUACUGAAAGACCCCCGCAGCGCUCGAAGACGUGGGCGCAGUUCAAGAUAA